UCAGAGGGUAGGGUCCCAAAACCCCCUAAGCCUCCAGAUAAGCCUCUUAUGCCCUACAUGCGCUACAGCAGAAAGGUAAUAGGAAAGGUUUGUCCACUGAACUUUUUUUACAUCAUUGCCAUUCUGUUGUUUGUGUUGGUUGUAGUUGCAUCCAAUGAAACAAAAAAAUCAGUGCUGGACUUGUAAAUACUUAAAUUUGUUUAGUGAUAUGAUUGACACUUUAUGAUAACGAAUUUAAAUUUGCAUGGAUUGUUUGAUCUCACAUUUGCCUGACGUGUUUUGUUAUGCAUGAAAAAUAAUUAAUUGAAAAGUAAAUAUUUGAAAUGGAAAAAAAAUAAGUUUGAAGUAACCCAUUACAAAACAUAAGUGAAUAAAACAGUUUUUAAAAAAAUCAGCACUGAAUUUUUUUUCCUUAGUGAACGAGAGAUGUGAAGACAUGGGCUUAUGAAUAAUGAUGAAAAUUAAUUCGUAUUGACUUCAUUUUCAACAAAUUAAUUAUUAAUAUAUUAAAAAAAUGUACUUCAGACGUCAUUUUGCCCAUUUCUUUACUUCUCCUUGUGCAUUUUCACAUACAAUAUGUUCUUUAAAAAGAAAAGUAAAAAACCUUUGUACAUCUGUUUCAUAUUGUGGCUUGAAGGUGCAUGAAGUUUCCAAAACAAAUGUUUUAAAAAUAUUAAAAUUUUAAAGACCAUGGGGAAAAGAUCAACCCUUCUUGUUUUCAUAUAAACUUUUAUUACAUAAUAAGUAACCCAUGAAAGUCAUGUUAAAAAAGUUAACAGGUUCUACUUCAUAGUGUCCCUCUUAUUUAUAUUAUGUUUUGUGUGUGUGAUUUUAGUAGAGAAACAGAUUAACCUAUUUUGGUAGAUUUGUGAAUGUUAACAUUUAAUUUAAAAAAGUCAAUGUACUGCUUCGGAAUAACUGUCUUACAACGGUAAACACAUGCUACUAACUAACCCCUUUACUUACAUAGUAAAUCUAUUGUUGCAUCCUCCUUGAACAUUGGAACAGAUCAACUGAUACAGUUUAAGACCACAAUCAUCUAAAUUAUCCUAUUUUAUAUGGGAUUUUAUUAUUUCUAAGAAAUAAGAUAAUGAGGUUCUUAAUUUUUAGUUGCAAAAUAAAUGCAUAGAUUUAAUGAGCAUUUAGUACCAAAAACUGAAUCCAAAUAAAAAUUUCUUAAGUUUUCAAGGAGGUUCAUCAUUAACUAAAAUCUUACUUAGACCAUUGUGUCAUUAAACAUAAAAUUAACAACUGCUUUUAAAUGGAACUAUGUAUAGAUUUACUGGCAGUAGUAAUUGUUUCAUGUUUAUGUUGUUUACUAACUUUUUAAAAGUUUUACAAUGUUUUUCCAUUUCUGUUAUUUAUGUCUACCCAAAGAAGCUAAUUGCUAUUGUCAGGUACAAUGAAUUUUCUUACAAAUUUUCUCUUUUGAGUAAUACCUUAUUAAAUGAUCUUUAGUUAUUCGAUUUCUUUUAGUAAACCAAGCAAUUUUUAGUACAUUUUUAAAAGAGAACUUGACUAUGUAACAUGAUUAUUUGUCGAAAAUAUUUCACAUGGCUUAAUCUUUUUGGAAAUCAUUGAACUAAUCUAAUUCAUCAUUACAAUUAACGUUUUGGUCAUGUAAAGAUUUUCUUAAUUAUUUAUAGGAUAAUUUUUAAAUUUAUAAUUAGUAUUAUAGUGUUUUUUAUAUAGCUGUUUUGACAUUUAAAGUAUCUAAGCUCACUUUUCAUUUUCAUAUAUGAACUUUGUCUAGUUGCUUCAGUGUGUAAAUGGUAGUUUCUUACAUUUGGAUUCAUUUUUAUCCUAGUUUUGAAAUUGUAUGUAAUGGAAUUCAUGAUAUUUAUCCUGCCCUUCAACAUAGUCCCAAUUGGUUUAGUGAAUUCUCUCUAACAGUUUUUCAAUUUAUUCAGUCAGAUGCACAUGCUAAAACUCGAUAAACUUUUGUGUGGCUUGUAAAAACUAUAUUCUUUCUACAAUAUAAGUCAUUGGUUAUAGCAGUCCUGUGUGCUAAUAUUUCAUCUAUCUUUGCAUAGCAGUUAAUUUAGAAUUAAAUACCUAAUACUUUGCUAUUUUCUAUUUAUUUUUUUUGAAGAGUCAGCUUUUAGUUAUUUUAAUUUAUAAAUCUUUAAGUUGACCCCCCACCCAUCCCUUAGGGUGAGUAAAAAAUACUGCACUGGUGAGCCUGGAGUAUAUUUUUGACUUAUUCAAUGUAUUAAAGUAAUAAUGGCCAUAAAAUAGUUCAGGAAUUUUUCGUACAGUUAUCCUGAGUCAUUUGAUUUGCACAAUGUUGACUUUAAUGUCAUAAUAGUAACAGAUGUACUAAAAAGGUUGAUUAGACAUGUUGUAUGUGAAGCAACUAUCAAACUACAUGGAUAAAACAAUGGCAGUGCAGUGGAAUUUAUUUUUUCAGUGGGCAGACCAUUGACCAAUUUGUGGUAUUUUUCAAGUUGGCUUUUUAGGUGAAAAUAUGUGUAUGUCACACCAUUUUAUUUAUGUCCAUCUGUGAUCACAGUUAUGAAGACAUCACUGUUAGUUUCAUCCAGGUGGUUCUCACUGUUGCAUUGUCAUUAGCAUUUGUUUUUGUUAUACAGAAUACAAUUUUAUAUAUUGAAAAUCCAAUACCUAGAUACUCAAAAAAGUGAACUUUUAGUUAAUUUGUUCUUUAUCUAUUAUUAUAGUACUGGUAAGUGAAGUUCAAUUGCAGCUACCCUAGCACUGAGCUAUAUAUUUAAAAGUAGAUGAUGCCAUAAUUCAUUUUAGCUGUUCAAACCCUCCCAGUUAUGGUUUUUUUUUUUAAGUUUAAUUUUAACAAUAAUUCUUUAACCCUGUUAACCCACAACCAACAGAACCACAGAUCAAGUGUCAUGGUGUUUCUAAUUAUAUCCAUCUAUGUUGCAUGCUUGUUGAAAUUAUUUAAGUUAUAAUUACUUUACUUGACCGUUGUCAGAUGAUUUUGCGAAGCUUUGUUGAUAGAAUUGUUGAGAAUAUAGAAUGUUUAGUGAAUGGUACAAUUAGCAAAACCUGAUUAAUUAUUUGAAUUAAUUAAUAGAUAAAAAGAGAAUGAAGUCAUAAAAAUUUAUCCCGGUCAAAUUAAUUCACCUGUCUUUGUGCUAACAAAACCCAAGUUGAUCUUUGAAAUCUUUCCUUUUUUUUUAAACCCGAGUUUCUAGGUUCUAUUUUUUUCUGGAUUUGUAAUGCUUUAUGGAUCGAUAGUUCUAUGUAUAGCUUUGUGUUUGUGCGGUGUUAUUGUGCGUGUCCUUUGUGCAGGUGUGGGAGCAAGUCAAGGCUCAAAAUCCAGAUCUGAAACUAUGGGAAAUUGGAAAGAUCAUUGGUCAAAUGUGGCGAGACUUGUCAGACCACGACAAACAGGAGUUUCAAGAAGAAUAUGAAGUGGAAAAGGUAAAAUUGCUUUUGGUAUAUUUAAAACAUUAUUUAGAACAUUGACGCUCAAUUUAAUAUUGGAACAGAUUGAAUUUUCAUUCAAAAGUAAUUUGUUCCCUUAAGUAUAUAUUGAAAAAUACAUUUUUAAUCAUUUGAUAGGUUCAAUACACAGAAUCCUUGAAAGCCUAUCAUAAUUCUCCAGCAUAUCAAGCAUGGGUUGCUGCUAAAGGUGAGCCAGAUACUAAUGACAUUUUUAAUUUAUAUUUAUUUCAUGUGUACCUUUUCUUUAAUAAAUUUAGUUCUGAAAGCUGUCAUUGUACCUUUUUUUUUUGUGUGCUUACAGCUGAAAGGGAAGCUGUUGAUGAAGAUGAACCUGUUGCAAGACCUGAACGUCCUCCAACCUCUGCUCAAAAGCCUGUAAGGAUUAUUUUCUUAGUUCACCUGUUAAAUUAUAACCCUUAUUUAAUUUUGUUCCUGAAAUUACAACAGGCCUAACACCCCAUCACUAGUUGAGCCUAUAUAUAAUUUGAUAGUUUAAGCAAUUACAUUUCUGUUGCAUUUUACCAAGGAAGAAAUGAAGCACCACUAGGUUAAUUAGAAGUGAAGAUUAAUUAUUCAUUGACAGUGUUAAAAGGGCAUCAGUAGUUGCUUGCAUCAUCACAGGCUGAAUUGUUUCUGCAUGCUGUUGACAAGUCCUUCAAGAAAUCAUCUUUUCUACCCCCUUUUAAAGAAAAUCAGCAUCAUACUUGCAUGUCAUUUUUAGUUCAUGAAUCCUGAAUUAUAUGACUUUUUCAGAGUUCAAAACGAGAAGGGUCACAUUUAUACAAUGAAUUAUACGGUUUUCAGAGUUCAAAAGGUGAAGGAUCCCGUAUAAGUAUUCUGCCCAAUGAAGAUGACGAGGGUGAGUAGAUUUUGAUACAUAUUAUGAACCAUAAUUUUCUGAAUCUAUUGCCUCAUUUCCAGAGAGCAAGUUUUUGGGACUAUCUGUUUAAUCCUUUAUUAGAUGAAUGCAUGAAUUACAUUGUUCAGAUUUAUCUAUGACAAUAACUCGAGACAAAUAAAACUGUUACAUUGUUUCUAUAAAUUGAUCUGUUUAAUUUUAGAUCACUUUUAUACAUAAGAAGAAACAUUUUUGAUAAGGAUUAAUAUGUAUAUGAUAAUUGUGUUAGCUAUGUAUGUUGAAUAAGUUUUUUCAUAAGUUUUUUUUGUAUUCCUUUUUUUUCUGCUUUUAACUGAAAAUCUUUCAAUUCUGUAAGACUUCAAAAGUCUUUUAUGGCAGCUUGUGAGUUAAAAACUUUUGCAGAAGAAUUUUUUAAAAUCCUGUUUUUCCCUAGGUUUAUUUUGUUCUAAAUACCCUUAUUUAUACUGGGUACAUAUUGUAUUGAACACUGCUUGACCAUUCUGAAAAUGUUCUUUGGGUACAUAUUAAAAUGCAUAACUAUUUACUUUCUUAAUAGAAAGCCCAACAUUUAGAAGAAAGUGAAAAAGAAAGAAGCUCUGCAUUCACUAAGGGAGUUUUUUUAUUAUUUGUACAAGCAGGAAUCAACAACUUUGUGGUCUCAUAGAUGAACUACAUAAUGUACAGUAUGUGUACCUUUGUCUAAAAAAUUAUACAAUUUUACUCCACUGUUAAAGAAUUUAAACCAAAUUUUUACUUUCAAUAAUGAAGAUGUUGAGGAUGGUUUCACCACUAAGCACAUUGCGCAAGCCCGUUACCUUCGCAACCAUCGUCUCAUCAACGAAAUCUUCAGUGACACAGUUGUUCCAGAUGUUCGCAGUGUAGUGACAGAGGCGAGGAUGACGGUGCUCAAAAGGCAGGUGCAGUCUCUAACCAUGCACCAGGUUUGUUGAUUUAGUAAAUGUAGUUAUCUCCCUUUGUAACACCUUGCAUAUCAGAUUUUUAAUUGUAUUCUCAUUCUCUGUGCAGUCAUGUCUGUAAGCCUUCUAAAAGUAUUGUUAAACAUUAAUUUUCACCAUCAAUAAUAUUCAUUAUAUUUAAGGGUUUUAACUUGAAUAUUCUAGUGCAGUGUUUCCCAAAGUGGUAGUCGGUGGACCAGCACUAGUUUGCACAACAAGAAACAAGAAAGUGCAACGUUUUCACAUUUUUCAACUUUUUAUUUAAAAUGUGAGAUUGUCUUAAGCAUAAAAAUACACAUGGUUAUACUGCCUAGAAGAGCCUGCGAAGCAGAUGCUACUAACUGUUUAGAAAUUAUAACUCACGUCAUAGAAGAAAAUAAUACCCAAAUCUAAUAACGGAUAGGAAUUAAAUUGAUAUUAAUAUGGUACUAUGGAAUUGAAUGAUCGCAAAUUAAAUAAUUAUUUUAUGAAAUAUUUUAAGGUCAAUUAAAAGUAAAAAUAAUUUAGAUAUCUGGGAUCGAUCGGUGCAGUGGGAAACUUAUCUGCACUACUUAAAACUUUGGGGAGCACUUUUCUAGUUUAUGAUUUUCAAACUGGUACUGCAUUUCCCAUGUUUAUAAAUAUUUUAAGAAAAAAUUGGAAGGAGAGCUGCACCAGAUUGAGGAAAAGCAUGAACAGAAGAAAAGAAAAUUUAUGGAAUCAAGUGAAGCAUUUCAUCAAGAUUUAAAAAGGGUACAUGUUAACUAUUAUUAAAUUUUUUUGAAGUAGGCACUAAACUAUCAGAAUAUCCAGUUUUUUUUCUUUGGUAGUAUUUUUCAAUCAUAAAGUUUAUUACCUUUAAUUAAUCAUAUUGACUGCACACCUGAAAUUUAAAUUUUAAAAAACCCUGCUUUAGUUUUUUUACAUUUUUUUCCUACACUGGCCACCAGUGAAAGGGAUAUGGUUUGUAUUUAUAGGGUAUUAGUAAUGAAGUUUUUCAAGUGGAAUAACACGUUUUUAGGCUGGAUUAAUUCGAUUCUGUUAUAAUAAUUAUUGUAAUAUCUGUUCAUCUUUAUAAUAUCUACUCCAGCUGUGUGAGAAUAAGCCGCAGAUAACAGAUGAAAUGUUUAACAAUAUGGUAGCUAAAGCAGUGAAAGAAGAGAUGAGAUUGAGGAUGCAACAGAUGGCUAAUCAGCAGCAAGAUGAAGAGAGAAAGAGGCAGCACCCCCAAGGAGCAGAUGAUAUUCAGAUGGGUGUUGAGAGACAACAAGAAGUUGCUUUAGCUCCUAGUUCAACACUGGUAAAUGGAAAUCAUGAGCCGAUGGAGGUUGACAAAAAUGCAAACUUGGUAAAUACAGAACUUAUUCAGUUUCUGGCACACGUCGGUUGAAUGGCUCAUAAACGAAAGAAAUAGUUGUCCUGUUUAGAGGGGGAAUCACCCAAUUGCAGAUCUCACAAUAAAUAAUCAAAGAAUAGAACAAGAAAAGAAAUAUAAGUACCUAGAUGUCCUCAUUAAUAAUAAGCUGACAAGGCAUGAACACGGCCAAAUUCUGUAUUUAAAAAAUUCAACCAAAGACUUUUUCUUAAAAAAUUGUACAUUUUUGAUGUAAACAAACAAGUUAUCAGCUUAAUCUACAGUGCAACAAUUGGAAGACUACUAAACUUCAGUAUUACCUGCUGGUGUGGGAUUUCAUCUGACAUAAAACACAGAUUAAAUAGACUAAUCAAGAGAGCUAGUAAUAUUACACAAACUAAACAUCCUUUUAGUGAAGAACUAUUUCAAGAAAAAUGCUGUUAUAAAAUUAUUAAAAAUUUAUCCCACCUUCUUCUUCUCAGAUACGGUAGCUAAAAUCAGCUCAAUAAGGGCUAAUUCUUUCUCUUUAAGUUAGGACAGAAAGACAUACAAAUAUUAUUUUUUUUCCUGUCCGAACGAAUUUACUAGCAUCCCAGCAAUUACCUAAUCUAAAUGAUCACUUAUUGAGUCAUUAUUGUCUCUUAAAGAGUUCAUUUGUAGCUGAUUUCUAUGGUAAGGAAAUACUUCAGCUGUAGAUGUCUGUUUAAUUGUUAAAUUAUCACAUGUUGCCUUAGUUAAAAAUGUGUAAUUAUUUAUGUGAUGUAAAUGUGAAGUAUAAUUUUUUAAAAUUCCAUUUAUUUGGAUCAAUAUGGAAUCUGAUCUUUUCUUAAAUACAGAACGUAUUCAGUUUCUGGCAUGUGUUAACAUAAAUUUGUCAGACAUUUCAUUUUAAUUAUAUAUUUGAAAUUUAAGAUAUUGGUUUUUUUUGUUAUGUUAUGUUAGAUCUGAUCUGCAUUAUAGUAUAUUUCCUUUAUUACACUAGACUCCAAGUCAAAUGAUGUCCGGGAAAGAUAACCCAGUUCUCAUGGUAUGUCUUAUUGCAUUCAUAUAUUUUUCUCUGCUGUCAUGCUUUGUGGAGAUUAUUCAUUCUCACAAUUAGUAUCAUAAAUCAAUUCUGUUUGUUGCAACCAAAUUCAUGUUUGUUGCGAAUCCUAAAUUUAGCAUCUUUACUUUAUCAUCUUUGGCAAUCUUUUUUAUUUACAUUUUGCACUGUUGACAAUUCCUUUUAAACAUUAUCAAUAUGGUUAUGUUAAGUAAGGGCCGUCGAUAUAUUACUUAUGAACACACACAUAGAGAUAGAGACAUACACAUACAUACAUACAUACAUACAUAUAUGAUGUACCUAAUAUCUGGAGGAUGGACCCUAACCAUAGUUCCAUAGGAAUGUUUUUAAUUUAAAUUCUGCCUUUCACUCCUAUUUAAAGAAAUUUAGAAUACCGGUAGGUCAAAAUUUUCAGCCCUUUAAGAUUUGGAGACUACAGUUAAAAGAGUGAUGAAAGGCUGAAUAAUUUUUAUUGGUGUGCUUUUGCUAUCCAGUGUGUAUAUAUCCUAAUUGCAAUCAUUUACUAAUCUUUUUACCUGUCUUUAGAAGUGUCAGCUACGUUUUCAUUCUUCCAUAACUUUUUUUCAAAGGGUAACCAUAAGCUUAGUCAUUAGAUAUUGAAUGUGCUGUGUGAACUUCAAUUCAUAUGUGGGGCUAGGGUAUCUCAUCAGAUAUUUUAUUACUAUAUCAACUGUAAUGAUUGUGAGAUUUUAGUUCAAGUUUUUAAAGUGGCGAAUCUCUUAGGCAUACCCACUCUUUUUUACAUUUAGUAUUACUGAAUUGACCAUUGUAGUCAUUUGAGCUCUGACAUUUUCCGGAAAAAUUUUCUGUUUAUAAAAAUAUACAGGGCACUCUGUCUUAAAUAAAUUAUAUAAGUGCCCAUAACAUGAACUACACACUUUCCCUUUCUUCACACUCUGCUGUUAGACUCCUGCUAUGGACACCCAUGCUUCUGAUACAGCAACUCCCAGUCCCCCACCAGUACAACCAAGUGAAGAAAUGGGCACUAAUACCACCCCAGAGAAAAGUGGCACAGAAUCCCCUGGCACACCAAGCACAGCAGGAUCAGGUGAGAAUUUUGCACAAACAUUCGAGUUGAGCUUUCAGUGUGGUGAUUUUUUAUUGUGCCCUCAUCAUUUCUAUUUAGGGGAAUUUGUCAGCCCUUGCUGCAGUGCUAAACUUUGUUUUUGGAUAAGAAUAAUGUAUUAUUUUCAAAAUAUAAGACACUAAGUGUGAUUGAGAAAAAAGUACAUAUAAUGGAAUCAUCAGCUGUGGUAAGAAGCAAUUAACUUUUGGCUAUGUAUAAUAGGGCUGGCUUUGCAUCAAUUAUUGCUAAAUAAAGUGAAAUGGUUUGUCUGAUAAAGCCUACAGUUUAUUUUGCAAAAUUUGAUAAAAUAUGGAUUUAAUGUUGGCAUUUGAGAGCAAAAAAAUCAAUUGAACCAAUUAAAAAAUAAAGUUGCAAAAUAUAGUAUAAGUAAUAUUAUCUCUACUACAAACCGGUAAUGGUGACUCUCAAAUUACAACAUGUGACUCAAUGCAUCAGAAGGAAGUCUGCAUUAUUUAUUUAUUUUUCCUGUUGAAAAUACAUUUUGGGGAAAACUAAAAUAAUCGUGGAUGAUUACAAAAGUUAUUUAAACAACUCCAAGCAGGCUAAGCUUUAGAGAUGUUAAUGAGAUCAUGAUGAAAGCUUAAAAGGAAUUUCUUCUUUGCUUUGCAGAGACUUAUGGAGGUUAUCACAUGAACAUUUGCAUUAAUAUUUGUUGUCUUUUCGCACUUUUUAUUGUGGAUUUCUAUUUUUUCCAAACCUUUCUCAGCAGAACUGUAAGUUAAUAGCAGACAUUAUCUUAUCUGUUGGGAAAUCUUAUGGCGGUUCAAUUCCCAGCUGCCCCUAUGCUUGCCAAUGAAUAUCUUUUUAUUAAAAUGUCUGGUUAAUUUUUAGUAUGCCAGGAAAAAAAUAUACUCAUCUGCAAAAAAUAUAAUCAUCCAUUGUAAACUAAGAACAUUUAGCUUGAUAAAGUAUUAGCUAUGAUUUUAAUUCUUUUUGUCAGAUACAAUUGCAAGCCUAGUCUGCUUAAACCAUAGGAAUUCCUUUUAAUGUUUCCUCAAUCCUAUAAUGUCAGUUAUUAGUUUCAAAAUUUGUUUCAUCCGCAGUGUUGUACCAUUUAUUUCACCCAUUAUAUUUUCAGCUGUACUGUAUAUUUUCAGUUUGGUUGUCUCAUAGAAUUAUUUGGUAUAAAAAUUUCCCUAUGGAUUUGUGCUUUGAAGUGUAUUCGAAUCGUAAAUGGUGUCUUCAUGUUGAGCAAUAUUCUGUAGCGCUUAAUGCGCUUUUACACAUCGCUCAUCCAAAUUAAAUGUAUUCUUGAUACCUACAAAAUCAGUAAAUCUUAACUCUAAGCUCCAAAGAACCAUUAUUGGGGUUCUUAAAAAAAAUGUCCUUCAGAAAUAAUAAGAAGCUUACAGGCAUUUUGAUUAUGAAUUUGCUUAUUUUUAUAUUCCGUUUUUUUUUCCUCUAAAAUAUUUUUUGUAACCUUUCGUGCUAUGUGUUAUGUGACUUGAAUUUUGUAAGCUUUUUUUUUUUUUGUUGUUUUCUUUCCUAUUUCUAAGACAAUUAUCACAUUCUAAAUACCAGAAAAACCAUCUGGUACACACAUUUCAAUGAUCUUUGCACAAAUUGACCCCUAUUAGGGAGUUGUGUUUAACUCUUUUGCUGUAAAGACAAAAACUUUGAGACAUUUUGUUAUCUAUUUUUAAAAUUAGCAUUAGUGGAAAGUCUUUAAAAGAGGUACUAAAAUAAAAUUUCUUAAAUUUACAAGACCCACUUCUAACUCUCAUAGGGUGAAUUAUGAAGCAUUAAGCGCAAAACAGAAUAUUGUAUAGAAGAUACCUUUUAUGUGUGUAGCAGUAAAAGUGUUCACACCGUUGUUGUAACAGAAAAAAAAUAGCUACGCAUAUUUUGUUUUGCGAUCUUUUCAACCUCACAUCAAAAGAUAUUCCAAGUCAUGACUAUGUUAUUUUAUUUGGGCAAGGAAGACUCAAGAGGUCUCACAUGAAGUAAGUUGGUGGUGGGUUUGCUUUAUUUAAUUUGUGUGUGCUUUUGUGAAAUACAACUAGAUUAAAAAAAAAAAAAAAAUACUCUUUUGCAUGCCAAAUUUUUUUUGUUGAUUAAUAGGUUGUAAAAUAUAUGUAAUAUAUGUCCACCUCCCUUUUUUUUUUCCAACAAAAUUUUUAAUUGUCUAUACUAUUUUAUAAAUUAACUAGCAUUGAGUGUUUUAGUGAUAUGUGUAGUAAUAAUAGAGAAUAUUGAAUUUAAAAUUCUUGCGUCAGGUUUAAUAAAAAAUUAUGAAUGUUGUUAAUGCUUGCUAAAAAUAUCCAUUGAAACCUCUUCCUCACAAACCUUUAGUGUCAGUUACUAAAUACCCCCAGGCCAACUUCUGUUUUAGUGUCUCUAACAAAGUAUGUCAUGCAGCAAAGGAGUUUCUCAUAACUCGCUCCAUUUUUCUUUUUUUUUUGGUGCAAUAACAUUGGUUUUGAUUAUUUAGCUGUGUGGAAUGCAUUUAGUUGUGAAUUUUUAAAGUACUAUUUCACGUAGACUUCGUUGAAGUAUUUAGGAAUGCCUUAGAAAGAAUUUUUUUAAUUUACCAUUUUUUAUGAAAUUUAUCUUUGCAUGUCUUUGGUUUUAAUGUAAAAUUUUUGGCCCAAAAAGAGUACUGUUAAAUAUUUUAGGAGUGACUUUUUAUUUAAUUGAGAAAGAAUUAAAAAUUCUAGCGCUGAUUUAAAAAUGAAACUAGUCCAAUAAUUUCCAAUGCUCAUUGGCACCUACAAACAAAUACAUUUUUCAAGCAACAGUUUUUUAAAUGCCUUUCUUUUUAAAUUAAAAAGCUUACAAAUUCUUACAAAUGUUUUUCGAGAACUAAAGCCAGUAACGCUCUUGUAUUUAAUAGCAUUUUUUGCCUAUAUUCCCAAUAGCAAAGGAAAGCAAAGCAGACUCGACCAGCUCAAAUGGGAUAUUACAAAAGGAGUUGGAAGACGAAAAGACAGCAAGUCAACCAGAAAAAGUACCAGAAAAAGGAAAGAUGAAAACAUAAACUUAGCCACCUUAGAAGUUUUGAAGCUGAUGUAAUCAGAUAUAGUGAUUGCCUGUUUGCAUGGAGUCACUUAUCAAUGUAACAGACGCAUACAUCCCUUGUUUCAUCAAAUUUGUAAUGCAUCAUCCAUUUUCUUGACCUGUAAUAUACACUUAAAGUCAACCUGAAUCUAAAUUUCACAAAUUUUCUAUGAUCCUGAGUAUUGGCCGUCAGUUAUGAAUAGUACACUAAUUACCAUACAAAAAUAUUCUGUGGUUGGUAAUGUGUUGUAGAUUCAUUGUAUUGCACUUCAGUAUUUACUAGAUUUGUGUGACCUGUUAUCAGUUGCCAGAUACUUUGAAAAAGCUCAAACAUUCACAAAAAUAUUUUUAAAAAUUUUAUCAAAUGAAAUCACGUUAAAUAAAAUAUUUGGGUUGUUGCAAAAUUUUAAAAUCAAUUGGUAUACAAGCUAAAGCAAUUUAAGGGAGUGGACAGCUUACUGAAAUCACAAAUUAAUUGUUAAUAGAUUAUAAUUGAACUUCUAAAUAAAAAAAAUAAUUAUUAGUCAUUUCUUAGCUCAAAUUGUUGUGCUUCUCCUUUAUAAGGUUGAAAUCUUGGAAUGUAUAAGAUAAAAAGAGGAGGUUAAAAUUAGGAGCAAGAUAAUAGCUGUGCUAAUCUUUAAAAUAGCCUGGCUAAAAAUUAACUGCAAUUUUGCUAAGUGGGUAAAUGUUGUACAGUCCUUACAUUUUAUUUUUAUUUCUCCAAUAUUAAUUUUUUUCCAUUUAUUCAGUAGCCACAGUCUAUGUGCAUGUAAGUCAUUCAGUAAAAUGUCUUAAUAUACAUGCAAAAAACUUGACAGAAAUCCAUUUUAUACCCAGUAGAGUAUGUAAAUCUACAUGUAAAUCUUUUUGAAAUGUUUAGUGUAAGUUGAUCAUUUAGUUAGCUAAUUUUAGUCAUUUGCCAUCAAUGGAGAGCCCCAAAAUUCUCCCUCUGAGGUACACAUGGCUCAGCUGAUACAUAUUUUUCUUAAUACGAGGGCUCAGAUCAAAGGGGUUUUUAAGACUAGAGGAACCGCUGACGCAUGAUGUAAAUCUUAAUUUAAUUUUUAAUUUCUUCAUUGAAUUAACCUUGUGCUAAAUGUUGCACAUUUAUUUACUAAGUUCUGCAUUUCUCUUUUUAAUUAAAAUAUCAUUGUUUAUUCUUUCCAUUUAAGGAAAAGUUGUUUUUUUUAGGAGUUCUGAGACUUAGUCAAACAAUUGUAGGGUUUUCAGGUUGGGAAACCCUGGUUUAAUAUGUUUGAUAAAAUAGUGGUGGUUAUUGACAUUAUACUGUCUACAGUAAAAUAGCUUGAAGAAACACUUGAUUAUAAAAUUAUACAAGUUACUGAUGAGGAGGUAAAAGCAAAUUUUUCAUUUCUGCUAUCCCAUUUGUGGACCCCCAAAUAACCUUCAAUACACUGUAAUUCAUGUGGACAUCCUUGUAAUCACCUAGGUCGUUGAAUCAUUACAAUAUUUUGUUAUCUGUUUUCAUAAGUGUGAGAAAUCCAGUUUUGAUAUACCGGUACGUUUUGCAGUUGUUAUUCCUAGAAUCUUUAUUUGUCAUUUGAAUGUGGAGCAAAUAAUGAAGAAAUAAUUUUUUUAAAUUGGAAAUGGUAAAAUAAAUUUUAACUUUAUUGGGCCAAAAACAUUAAUAUCAUAAUCAAGACAUUUUCUCUUAUGUUUUCAUUUUUGGAAGCAAAUUUCUUAAAUCUAAUAUAAUUCUAAUUUCAUACCUUGAAUUACCAAGCUCUUUAAAAUGAUAAGCAGGUACAUUUCAGCCCAAAGAUGUUGAGAACAAUAACUAAUUCAACAAAGAAAGGUUUUUAAAAUGCUUCAUGUAACAUAAAAAUUUACAUAUAAUUGAAUCAUUCUGUUCAAUACAUAUAAUUCUCUAAGUAUGAGAGAAAGUAUUGUGCAAUGGUGUGUUCAAAAGCGGACAAAAUAACAUUCCCCAUAAAUGCGCUAAAUGAGAUUCUUAACUCUUUCGCUGCGGAAUUUUUUGAUUAAAAAGUACAUUUUUUUCGAAGAGCGAAAAAGAGUGAGAGGUUGGGUUAAUUUAUAAAAUAUUAAAAAUAUUAUUCUUUGGUUUAUCAGACUAAACUUGGUAUCAAAUGAAAGAUAAUUGAAGAGACUAUGUUUUUUAACUUAUUUCUUCAGUUUAAAUAAAAUAAGUUACAGAAAAGAACUAUAAAAUGUGAUAACCAUUUUUCCCCAAACCCUAUAUGUACGCAUACCUCAUCUUCACUUCUAUAACUCAUAUCCUCUAAAACUACUACUAUCGAAAUCAUGCGAUGGAUCUAAAUAUAAAUUAUCUUCACUAUCAAAAGAAAUGGUAUAAAACAAUUCCAAAGUUUUUUGAGCUGUUAAUUUAUCUAGGAAACCUACUGACAUACUAGGGCCAAGAGUAGCCAUAGCAACAGUAAAGAAAAAAAAGCUAAGAAAAUCAUUAAAAUAAUGCUUCAAAUGACAUCAAAUAAACCUUGUUUUCGCAAAUAAAUAAUGAAGUACCACGCUCAUAUGUAAAAGUCCUGUUUAAAAAGAGCUCUUAAAAAUUUUAACAGAGAAAUAGUAAAGAAACAGACAUGAUAUUGAAACAACGCACAGCCAAUGGUCCGUGCUUUUGAGAAAGGCAGAUGAACACAGUGUGGUUGUUCCGCAUCGAAAGAGGUAAAAAUAAUGCAAGUGCACUUGGUGCGAAACAUUUUUGUUUUACAGAAAUAGUUUCAAUUUAAAUCUGGUGCUAUAAAUCUGCAGUGUAAAAGGGGGUGGGACAUUAAAAUAUUAAUAAACUAUUCAUACAAAUGAGGGACAUGAAAAGAAGACACUUAUUAAGAGUCUUAUAAAUUGUGUUAUUUGAAUGGAUGGUUUGUCAAGUAACUUAAGUAGAUGAGGAGUUCACCCAUUGCGGCCAUCAUUGUUUGACGGGCUAUACUAGAAACUAGUAUUUACAUUAUACCACAAGUUCAAUUUAAAAAGUUUAUUUUUAACUCAUCAAGAGUUUUCAUUUAGACUUCGCUUCUAUAACAAUACAUCACCUUUUUUAUACAACUUUUGAGUUCAUUUAUGUUAUUUUUGUGUUCAUUAUAACAAUUACUUGUAUCUUUUAUGUUUGAUUUGUGCAUACAUGAAAACACUCUUCAUGGUGUUGUUGUUUUCUUGAAUUUAAUGCAUUCCAAUGUCUUAAUACAUAUAGUGAUGAAAAAAGUUGUUUCUGUUUUAAUUCACUGUGAAUUCUUCAACAUACCAUACAUACUGUAUCACUUUAUGAAGCUUCCAUCUUGUAUGGAUACUGAAAAUAGCACAGACAAUACCUCCAAUGAAUAAUAGUAAUAGGUUAAUCCUUUCAAUUAACAAAAGGCUCAUAAAAAAGUUUUUAAACCUACACAUUUUACAUAAAUUAUUGCAGAAUAAUUUUUAAAAUGUAGGAAAUGAAAUGUAUUGUGAGGUGUUUUUAAAUUUUUUUCUAUAGGCUCUUGGAGAAACUUUUAAUGAAAAAAGCAUAGAGUGGAGUCUAAAAAAAAAGUAAUCAUUGAUUAAUAUGUAACCUUUAUAUAUAUAUAUAUAUAUAUAUUGUGAAUGUUAAUAAACUUGAAUGUGUUCAUCCAAAGUCUCCGAUUUAUUGCUUUAUUGAACUCUCUUCCAUUUUAUUCUUUAAACAAUCUCAAAGAUUUUCAUUAAAAAAAUGCCUGUGUAUAUUCAUGAUACAUAUGAUCAGUGAUCUUUGUUUGGCAGAAUUUUAAGUUAUCUGAAUAAUUAAAAAAACAAAUUGAGUUCCGGUACCUUUUAUACUUACAAAACAACACUACUUAUGAGUGAGAGUUGGGUGUUCGCCAUAAAUGAUAUCAUGUAUCGGGGGGGGGGGGGGGGGGGGNUUACAUUUCCGAUGAAAUGGGGGGGGGGGGGGGGGUGUCCAGAAACAGCCAGAAUACAGAAUAGUGUGACAACAACCAAGGCUGCUUGGUGAAAAAUGACCAACUUAUUAUAUGCUAUGUACAUAUAGAUAGGAUUAAAUUUAAAUUACAAUAGCCUUUGUUUAACUUACUUUAUUUUGGUGAGUUUUUUUAAAACAAUAAAUGAAGUACAUUCCGGCAUGACCAAAACAACUACACAAAAUACCUAAACACUUGCCUCAAUUCUCUUAAAGUCAAAGGGUAGUUAGCUAAUUUUACAUUAAAAACUCAUCUGCAUAAUAAAUCUUUAAAAAUUCUGAAUCUUUCUGAUAACAGUGUAAGUGGCUAUAAGGAAAAAUUUUAAAAAAUGUAUGCUAUUGCAAUAAUAUAUAAGGGCAAUUUUAAACCUGUGAUUGUAAUACAGACUUAAGCUCGUCAGUCUUAGAAUCCUGAGAUAUAAUAAUUAUUUUAACAAAUUAUGUAAAUGUUUAAUUUUUUUUUUUUUUUAAACUUACUGUACCCACCUUCUUAGACAACCUACCAAAAACUGUGGAAAUAAAUGUUUUUAAACUGAUAAAGAUUAUUAGAAAGCCUUGUUUUGUUCGUAGCAGUGGCAUCAUGCACAAAAUUUGUCCUUCAUAUUUAUAAAAUAGGUAGUUUCUAUAUCUUGAGAUUACAACUACAAUGCUAAUUCUUUAAAUUUUAAUACCAUAUUUUGGUUCUAUUAUUUAAUCUAAGCCCUAAAGAAACAGCAAAAAUGGCUUCUGCCUCACCACAUUGUCAUCCAGCACUUUGAGAAAUAUUAUCAUCAGGAUCCCAAAAUGCUUUUUUAAAACUUAUUACUAGCAUUACUACCCUUGAGACAUUAGUUAAUGAGACAAAUAAAGCAGUAUAACAAAAAUUAAUAAAACUUAUAAAUGUAGUAAUGUAUAAGUUUAAGGCACUCGUAAUACUAAAACCUAUAUUUAUCAGAUUUUGCUGAAAUAAAUUAAACCAAAUUUUGCUGAGGCAUACUUUCAUUGAUAUACCAUACUACAUUUUUCAAUUUUAAUAAAGUAAAAGGCCUUAGUUUUAUGUUCUUUAAUUCAGUUGCUCUUAAACUUAAGCAUAUUGAUCUUGACAGAUCUGUCAAAAUAUUUUACAUUUUUUCGACCGUCUUAAUUUUUUUAACCAUUUUUUUGACUUUUGAAAAGAGAUUUAUGGACAGAUUCUGGUCAUUUUGACUGGUGUCUUCUGGACUGAUUAUGGUCCCCAGACCACAUCUUUGACUUGAGUUUUCUGGACUAAAUCUGGUCUUCAGACCACCACUUUAACUGGGGUCUUCUGGACUGAUUCUGAUCCUAAAACCACCAUUCUGCGCUGCACUGCUCUCUAAAUAUUCUGUUUGUUUUUUUUCCACAAAAACUGGCACACUCCCCUCUCUCUGACUAUGCCACUGUGAUUUCCGUCCAUAUGUUUCUAUAUGUAAUGUUUUUAUUCCAAAUUGUUUAACAAUUUCUUUUCCUCUUCUCCUAAACAUCUGUUACCUUAAAAUCUAUACAGAAAGGGAGUUAAAUGGUGAGAAAGACAUGUGGCAACAAAAAUCAAAGGCAGGAAAAACAAAGAAGUUAAAGACCUCAGAAGGUGUGUACAGCUUUUAUAACUAGUUCUGUCUUAGGAUAAAUUGAACCAGUCAAUUCAUAAAAUUAAUUUAUUAAUAUAUGAAUAAUUUUUUAGCUGUAUAUUGAGCCAUUCAAAUAAUAACCAAGGGUUACCAUUUGUAAAAGAUACCGGUAGAAGAUUUAAGUUUUAAAUGUACUUCAGUCAACACUUAUAAUUUAAUGACCAGUUUCAUGAAUUUGCCACUAUUUACUGGUCUUGCUAAAUUUUACUUUGUCCUAAAUAGUACAGUAAUUUUUUUUAUAUUGUUCUUUUUUACUUAAUUAAACAUACCUGUAAGACCACUUGAAAGCUAUUUACAAAAAAAAAACAAUUCCUAACACUUCUGAUAUAUUGCCAUGGUUUGCCAAACACUUCACCACUUCUUUCAUAUUUAAAUACCCUGAGUUUGUCUGGCUGCUCAUGAAAAGUUCUUUCUUUCCUCUGACUAAUGCUGUCAAAUUUCAUAUGGUACUCUACUUAAAAUAAUCUUUUUUUGCCAUAUCACCAAAGGCUGCUAGUAUGAUUAUUGCAGCUAGAAAGCUGAUUGAUUUGCUCAAUAUAAUUUUUAUCCCUUGGUCUUUUUGUGAAGGUAUUUAGCUUUACUGCAAACUAUUCCAAAUUAUAUUUUUUACUGGUCACAAGUUGGUUGUAAUAUGCUAUUACCAGAUUUGAGCCUUGAAUGGAUAGCUUAAGCAGUGAUCAAGAAGUUAGACAUGAGAUAAACAUAAAACUUCUGAUAUUACUGAUAAGUUUUAUGUAUAUCAAGAUCAGUUGAGUUAUAACACUUUAAAAAAAUACUGUCUAAUCAUUGGUCACAUGCAUUCUCUAUAAGAAGCUAGUUCAUAACGGUCUACAACAGCUACAUAAUUAAAUAAAUCGUAAAAUAGUGGAACAAGAUAUGUUUUGGCUUGAAAACAAGACAGGAUAAUUUUUUCAAGCCUAAAAAUGUCUAUUUACUUCACAUGGCUUGAACGCAAACACCGCGCCCCCCCCCCCCGCUUAUAUGUUAUCAUUUAUACAUAGAUAAAUAUAAAUAAAGGUCAUCAAUGCAGCCUCUGAUAGGUGGCUUAAAAUAUUUUUUCAAUCACUUAAAUCAAUAUUGGCAAUAUUUGUCAGUCUUUAAGUUUAAGAAAAAGAAACAUAAUAAGAAUUUUUCUGCUUUUGUCACGUAUUUGUUUAUGCCUAGUGUCAAACAUUUUAUAAUCAGUUAAAUUAGCUUCAUGUAUUUUUUAUGGAACUCACUGCAAAGGAUUUUGAUAACCAUCUUGUCUCAUACAUUUCUCACCUUAUCUUCAGCUCUGCUGAUUAUCUAUUGGAAUUCAAGUUAUGGCUAAUUUAUGCUGUUUUAUUUCUACUUUGACUUUUUUUUCAUUGAUCAUCUCAGCUUCUCCAAACAAGAAAGAAAAAAUAGACAAAGGGGAUAAGAACUCUCGCAAAUUUCUGUGUGAUGUAUGCAACAAAGCAUUCAAGCAGCGCCAUCACUUAACUGAACACAAACGUCUGCACAGUGGAGAAAAACCCUUCCGGUGUACAUACUGUGACAAGCGUUUCUCUCACUCUGGGUCAUACAGCCAACAUAUGAAAUAUAGAUGCAAGGUCAUUGAAGCUCUUACCCCAAAAGAAGAUGAAGAAGGUAUGGGUGAUCAGAGUUCUUAGAGACUUUGUUUUUAAAAAAAUUUAAAUUUAAUAUGUCUUGUGAGCAAAUACAAUUGUAGAACAUUUUAGUUAUUUUUAUGACUAUUUGUUCAUUCAAAAAGUUGAUCAAAAUGAUAACGAUUGGAACAAGUUGAGUUUAAUCAUUUUCCAUGUUUUUGUGCGUUUCCAUUUAUUAUAUUAACUUUGGAUUCAAAUGAAACUGCCUGUCUUUUUUUAAGUUUAUUUGCAUUGAAAAAUUGUAAUAUACUAACAUUACCAGAAUUUAAAAUCUCAUGGGCUGGAAAUAAUAGUUUUUGAGUUUAGGUGUCAAUUAUUGAAGUGGUUAUUAUAUAGAGUCAAAAUUAUUGUACCGAUAAAAAAAAAAAGCACAUCAAAAAUUUGUCUAUCAAAUGUAUUUAUUAAUUUGAUACAUAUCAGAAAAAUCUUUAAAAUUUAAAAGAAGAAAUAAAAAAAAUUUUGUGUUUAAAAAUGCACAGUUGAGUAAUAAUUUGAUUAAUCACUUGCCAUACUUUCAGAUGAAAUAAAAUGAAAGUAAUGCAAGUUUGAG
Messenger RNA from Lymnaea stagnalis (great pond snail), 19449 nucleotides. Lineage: Eukaryota; Metazoa; Mollusca; Gastropoda; Lymnaeidae. The record is from the annotation of a GenBank genome assembly.